Neofelis nebulosa (Clouded leopard) is the source of this 2544-nucleotide messenger RNA. RefSeq lists its product as uncharacterized. The transcript is spliced from 3 exons. Lineage: Eukaryota; Metazoa; Chordata; Mammalia; Carnivora; Felidae. The record is from RefSeq and is a predicted model, not a curated record. The coding region runs from base 1 to 693 and encodes 230 amino acids.
AUGCUGAAAGGAGUCUACUGUGGAGACUUAAUCACAAGCCAAGGAGGCAAAGGCGCACCACCUCCCAGCCCCCGCCAAGAGGGGCCUAAUGGGGGUGCGGGCCCCUCGCACCUUCGGCGGGACAGUCAGCAACGGCCUGGGUGGAAGCAAGGCCCGGGGGAGGUGAGUCUGGCUGGGGCAACGCCAAGAGUACCAGAUGGAGGGUCAAAGGCGGGCACCCGGGGACUGGGGGCCGCCUCAAGAGACCCUCCCUUCCUGGGCCCCCCGGGGCCCCUCACUGUCCUUGAACAGCAGGGUCCCGGAUACCGGCCCCCGCCACACCUAUCGCUCCUCACCUCACGCUGCCCGAGCCUCUGCCUCCACCACAACCCGAGCCGCCGGAGCAGCCACGGUGCGAGCCAUUUCCCUCUCAGCCGCCGCCAAGAGACUCGGCGGACUCCACGGCCAGCCAAGCACAGCACGUCACUUCCGACCAGAGAAGCACCGCCUUCCGCGCCCAGGCUUCUGGUGGAUUGGCUGGUGCAGACGGCCUACCUGAGGAUGGAUGUGAAGUGGAUGAAGCCCUCUAAUCACUGUAAUAAACCUGCCUACACCUCCCAAGAAAUGCGGAGACUGGAUAGAGUUGCUAUGCUAUGGAGAAGUCUAGAAACAACUGUAUUCUUUGUGGCUAUGGCUACCAACUCCUACUCUUAGCUUUCCAUCUCUUCCACCCCUCCCCCAACCCAACUUCCAGGCAGACUUUACACACCCUAGAAGAAUGUCCCUUAGGAAUCUGUUUAGUUCCACAGCAUUGUUCUGCUUUAUCUUCUCAUCAAAGGAGGAAUUUCUAGAAUUGGCAGCUCUUUCACAAGAUUAAAAGGGGAGGGGAAAACGAUUUAUCUCAGCUGGUUUCCUAGCUUCUGCUCAAGAACUGAGUGUGCCUUCAGAAAGAAGGAAGACGCCUUGAGAGAACUCUGUGUCUAGCGGGAAUAUUAACCGUUUGACUUUUUUAAUCUUUCUUAUAUUUUUCUUAUGAGAAAUAUUUUCUGAGUCCCAGCAGCAGAGGGCCUUUGCUUGAGUGAACUUCAUUAUGUUGUUAUACCUCUUGAAUGGCCAAUACUUAACAGGCUCUGAUUGACCAGAAGGGUCCCAAUAGGAAGAGAUAGAAAGGGAGUUGAAUAGUGCUCCAGAUUCCAAAAAAUCAGCAUCCACAAAUUGCCAGGUGUCAAGAAUAUGAACUAGUAGCCCUCCCUUAGCAGCUUCUCUCUCUGGCAGAGGGUGUAUGAAGAUGUAUGUGUUAGCAAUAGAAAUACAGAUUUCUAGGACAAACUGGCACUGCUGUCAUUUGAAGAACCAGCUAAGAACAUAGUUGGCAGCCAUUUCUCUCUUCUUUCUCCUACUAGCUUCAAUAUUAAGAUUUGAAGGUAGAGAAAAGAAUUGAGGAGGAGGUAUUAUAUUUUUAAGUGUUCCAAUCCUAACCUCCCACAGAGAACUUAACAGCACCACAAAUAUUUCCAAACUUCUUCCAGUACCAAAUGAGAAAUGGGCAACCUUGUUUUAUCACAGGGAAAAGAAAAAAAGGCUGAUAUUUAUUGAGCAUUUGCUAAGGCCAGGCCCUCUUCUUAGUGCUUUACAAGUCAUCGAAUUCCUCUAACAACCUUAUUAAAAGGUGCCAUUAUGAUAUCCUCAUUUUGUAGCUGAGAAAUUUGAAGAAAAGAGAGCAUAAAGUAAUUUGCCCAUAGUCACACAGCUACUAAAUAGUACAGCUGGGAUCCAAACCUGGGUCUAACUGCAAGGCCCAUGCUCUUUUACCUUCAAACUUCCCCCCAAAAGGCCAUGGAGAUUUUAACAGCUAUAAAAUAGCUACUAAAGGCCAUUUAUCAGUAAAUUCUUCACUUUCCUUUCCCAAUGCUGUAUCCCUACCCCAGUAGAACUCUGCUGAGUCCUAUACCACACAAUGUAAAACCUGUGGUCUCUACUUCUUGGAGAUCAUUACCUAAGACAGGUAACACUGUCUGAGAGAAACGACAUUAUGAACAUUAAAUGUGUGGAUAGUAAAAGGAUGUAAAGUUUGUAGAAGGAAUAGGGAAUGUUGCCUUGUAAUUCAUUCAGAAAAAAAAAAAAACAAGUAUUGAGCCCCUGUUUGCAAUAUAUCAGACACUAUCAUCUGUGCUAGAGAUACAGUAGUGAACAAGACAAGGUGUCCCUGCCCUCAUAGAGCUUAGUCCAUGUCCAACAGCGGAGACCAACAUUGAGCACCUAAUUAAACAAUUGUUUAAACUGUGAUAAGUGGUGUGAAGGAAAACUACAUGUGCUUUGAUUUAGAAUAGAAGGCAGGGGCACCUGGGUGGCUCAGUCAGUUGAGUGUCCAACUCUUGAUUUUGGCUCAGAUCAUGAUCCCAGGGUCAUGGGAUCAAGCUUCGUGUAGGGCUCCAAGCUAAACAUGGAAUCUGCUUAAGAUUCUCUUCCCCUCUGCCUUUUCCCAUGCUCAUGUGCUCUCUCUCUCUCUCUCUCUCUCUCAAAUUAAAAAAUAUAUAUAUAAGAUAAAAUGGAAGGCAGAAAGGC